Messenger RNA from Limanda limanda (common dab), 2695 nucleotides. Its product is annotated as transmembrane protein 26-like. The record is from RefSeq and is a predicted model, not a curated record. Lineage: Eukaryota; Metazoa; Chordata; Actinopteri; Pleuronectiformes; Pleuronectidae. The transcript has 6 exons. Bases 54 to 1004 code for a protein of 316 amino acids.
GUUCGGCUGCAGAGCCGCAGUUGUGUAGAGCUGAUCUGGAACCAGCCUGAGUGAUGAGCCUGUGUAAGUUCAUAAGUGCGAUCAUUACCAGGGGCUUGUUCGUCCUCGUCUCCCUGGCCGGGGUGUGGAGGGUGACAUGGGUGAAGAAAGAUCCGAACUACUGGCUCCUGACUUUCCUCUUUCUGCCGCUCGUCCUGGAAAUGAUCAUCACCCUGAAGAGGCGGAGGGGAGAAGACUACAAAUGGUUCUCUCCUCCGAUCUUUAUGUUCCUCAUCAGUAUCAUUCCAUCCAUCUGGCUCCUGGAGCUCGAACCCAAGGACAGCGAGACUCAGUGCAAAAAAGUUGACUCUGACAGCGUGCUCAGAACAUUCAUGACGAACGACACCCUCGGGAACUUCACAGACCUGGACUACCUGAAGCAGCGUAUCAACAAGACGUUGUCAUCUUUCUGCCCCAACGAAUGGAUCCUGGCUCUCCACCAGAUCCUGCUCAUCCUCCUCAUCGUGGGGAAGUGGCUGCUCCCCCUGGGGGGCGGAGUUACCCGCGACGAACUCUCGCAGCUUCUCCUGAUCUUCAUCGGCACGGCCGCGGACAUCCUUGAAUUUACGAGUGAGACGCUCACGGACGUCAAAGACACAGACAGUCGUGCGAUGGUCUACGUUAUUUUAGGUGUAUGGACUUGGAGCAUGUUGCAGUUCCCCUUACAUUUGUCCGUGGUGACCUCCAAGCCGGACAUGGAGAAUGAGCAGGGCGUCCAGGAGACUUCCCUCUUGACCAAACACAGCAGAGAUAUGUGGAGCAUCAUGGAGGCCUUGUUCAUCCAGGACGGACCCUUCCUGGUGGUCAGGCUCACCGUCAUGAUCUACUUCAAAGUCUUCCACCAGAUGUUGGGAUUCUUCGCCAUCAAAAACUUCCUGGUGGUCAUACUGAACCUGUACAGGCUGACUCUGAUAUACCAGGACUGCAGAACCUCCAGCAGAAGCAGGGACACCUAUCUCCCGUGAGUCUGCAAUGAGAUCAAGGGGAAGACGGGACGGAGAGACCUAAAGUUUUGCACUCACAGUUGAAGGGAAACAAGCUCAGGAUGAGAAAAAUCUGUGAAUAAUUAAAGCUGCUGCAAGCAGAGAACAGUUUCCUUACACUUGCGAUGGGAUGAAGCUGUCAAGUUGACUUCCCUCAACUUGAAGCUCACACUACACGUCAUUUACCCUCAAUUCUAAUGUAGCUGCUUUGACAGAAGAGCUGAUGCGACAUUGAAAUCAAAGAAAUCACCGGCAGAGGGUCAAGAAAGUUAAGGAGAAGAGGGAAGCAGAGCAUAACAGGAAAAGGAUGUGAGAGAUACCCUGAUAAGUUUACGUGUAAACAGAUUAUGCACAUUACUAAAGCAGCCAGCACAAUACAGUGUAAGAAUGAAGUCCCAGAGCACAACAGUCUGCUUAUCAACGCAACACUUCCAGUAAGUGAAGCCAAACUGCUGCUCGUACAAGGACUGGCCAGAUUUCUCACUGUGUGAUGCCCAGAGGACAGGAAGAGAGGAGGACAGAGAGACACAGUAUACUCAAUGACACUGAUGCUUUCUGGCUGUUGACAGAGACUGAGAUUGGAGAACAGUUUUCCUCCCCCAUUUAUUUACUUUCUGUGUAUUUACUUUUGCACAGAUAAAUAACAGCCCAUAAUGCAACACAUUCCAGAGUCCACUCGGCAAAUUCAGCUCAACGCGAUGUAACGUAUACGCCACACUGUCCAAAAACUGCUUACUUCCCUUCCCAGCCAGAUUUAAGUGCUCUGACCUUCACUACACUUUACUUAAAGGUCUUAUACUUGAAUUGAACACACAUAAAACCAAGGUUUUAAAGUAAUGAAAGAAAAAUACUGUCAUGUCUCUGCUUUUAAUCCAUUAUUGAAAAUGUCACAGAGUAUAAUGAAUACCUUUGACUACCUGACCAACUUAUCUGAAGUACUUUCCUGUCCUCUGUUGGAAAAUUGAAGUUGAAGCUGAUGAUGUGAUUUUCAGGUUUGCAUCUGUUUUUAAGCUUGAACCUCGUCAUUCUGCCCCUGUGAUGUUUACACUCAUCUUUACAUCCUGUGUGUUAAAGCUGGGUGGUCUCCUCUGACUCGAUUGGCUGUUAUAUCUUUUUAUUCACAAAGCUCUCAUUUGGAUUCUUCCUUCUUACGUUGCCUCUGUGAUAAUCUUUGGUCUUUAUUAUGAUCAAACCUCUUCCACAGUCCUGGCUGAGGACCACAGGUGACUAGGCCUUUUCUGUCGGGGCUCCUACUCUUUGGAACGAUUCGCCCUGAGGAGAUCUGUCUGAAAAACUCUUUAUCCUCUUUUAAAUCUCUCUGAAAGACGCGAUUCACAAGUGUCUUUUCGAAUCAUUUAUGUUUUAUAAUGUUUUAUAUUAUCAUAUUUGUACUUUUGAACUGUCUCCUAUUAUUUGCCUUCAAUGAUUUAAUGUUUAAUAAACACCACCCUUGUUUAAUUCUGUGUGUUACUUUUUAACUACUUUAAAAUAAUUGUGGAUCUUUGAAUGUUUUGUAUCUUUUAAGUCAUUUAUAUUGUUGCUCAUUAUUACUGUAAAUGAGGGUCAGCCCCUUAUAAUGUUAACCACUGACUUAAUAAGGGAAGUUAUAAGUCACUGCUCAUGUGGCUGGACUUGACAAAACCUAAAUAAAAUAGUACAAACCAUGGUAAGAA